AAUCUUAUUUUACUAUUGUUUCUUUUUUAUUUUUUCAAUCAAGCCAGUUAGCGCUUAGAAUGCUAAUAGGUAAACAAGCAGCUAAACGCAGCACACCUGCGACGGCGGUACACUGAAUAAGUGGACUUCAGCCUGAGCUGUGGGCAAUGAACUGGAGUAGAUGUCCAGAUAAGUUAUAAAGUAAAGCGUCGGGACACCUGUCGACCUCCAGACUGUCAGAAUUUAACAGGUAAUAAAUUAGCUAGCUUAAAAGCCGUGAGUGGCUAGCUUUGAGGAGGUCGUGUUUCCAGCAGCUUACCUGUUCGUACCUUUAAGAGUUACUGCCAACGCUCUCUGGAUGUACUACGCGUAGCUAGCUGGCAGAUAGCUGGAAUUAAAGCUCAGGUGUUUAACUGCGAGUCUCAACUUAAACUGGCUGAAACAAAGAAUCUGAGUUGACCUUCAAAGAGACUGGCUAAAAUUCACAGUUUACUUAUUGGCAGCGACCAGCGAGGCAGUUUCUGAAUUUCUCCUCUCACCGUCCCGAUGGAGUGGGUGUUUAUCAUGAACCGGAUGAGCUCUCAGGGUAGCUCUGCAGCCCAGCGGAGACGGAUGGCUCUGGGGGUGGUGAUACUCCUGCUGGUGGAUGUUAUCUGGGUCGCCUCCUCCGAGCUGACCUCGUACAUUUUCAAGCGACAGGACUAUAACAAGCCCUUCUUCAGCACCUUCGCCAAGACGUCCAUGUUCGUGCUGUACCUGCUGGGCUUCCUGCUGUGGCGGCCAUGGAGGCAGCAGUGCACGGGCACCCUGAAACGCCGCCGGUCCGCCUUCUUUGCUGAUGCCGAAGCCUACUUCACACCCUGCACCACUGACUCCACUGUGAACAAUUGUCUGAGUGAGCCUCUGUACGUACCUGUGAAGUUCCAGGACGUCCCCACCGAGCACUCGAGCUGUUUAAUGGGAGACUGUGAAUCCUCAUCCAAAAAGCAGCGGGUGCGUUUCAGUAACAUCAUGGAGGUGCGCCAGCUGCCCUCCACUCAGGCCCUGGAGGCCAAGCUGUCGCGCAUGUCCUACCCCGCUGCCAAGGACCACGAGGCCAUGCUGCGCACCGUGGGCAAGCUGACCAUCACUGACGUGGCCAAAAUCAGCUUCUUCUUCUGUUUUGUGUGGUUCCUGGCUAACCUGUCCUACCAGGAAGCUCUGUCCGACACGCAGGUCGCAAUCGUCAACAUUUUAUCUUCCACCUCAGGUCUGUUUACACUCAUCUUGGCAGCCAUAUUUCCCAGCAACAGCAGCGACCGCUUCACCCUUUCCAAGCUCUUAGCCGUGGCUCUGAGCAUGGGAGGCGUUGCCCUCGUGAGUCUCUCCAGCAUGGACAUCUCGGAUGGGAAAGGAGUCAUCGGUUCCCUGUGGUCACUGGCUGGGGCGAUGCUCUAUGCCGUCUAUAUCGUAAUGAUCAAGCGGCGAGUGGAUCGGGAGGAUAAGCUCGACAUCCCAAUGUUCUUUGGGUUUGUGGGUCUGUUCAACCUGCUGCUGCUGUGGCCUGGCUUCCUCCUGCUCCACUACACCGGCUUCGAGGCCUUUGAGCUCCCCAGCCAACUCGUGUGGACGUACAUCCUCAUAAACGGCCUCAUCGGCACCGUUCUGUCCGAGUUCCUCUGGCUCUGGGGCUGUUUCCUCACAUCUUCUCUAAUUGGGACUCUGGCAUUGAGCCUCACCAUCCCACUCUCCAUUAUGGCCGACAUUUGCAUGCAGAAGGUGCGUUUCUCGUGGUUGUUUUUUGCCGGAGCGGUCCCUGUCUUCCUCUCCUUCUUCAUCGCCACACUUUUAUGUCACUACAACAACUGGGACCCAGUGCUGGUGGGGCUGAGGAGGGUUUACGCCUUCAUCUGCAGGAAGCAUCGCAUUCAGAGGCUGCCAGAUGACAGCGAGCAGUGUGAAAGCCUUAUUCCCCUCCACACCGUCUCCCCCGGCGAAGGAAGCUUCUGCUCGUGAUCCGGCAGUCAAACAAAAUGGCGGCCAUCGUGGAUCUGGCUGAGCUGACAAUCGGGAAGCUUUCAGAGACAUUGAACGUACCCCCAGUGCCUCCCAUUACAUCUUAUUUAUUUUCUACAGUGUUCAGAUUUAGUUCUGGAAGCUCGGUUUUAUCAUCACGCUUCCAUCCAACACUACAGACUAAAGAUUUCCUCAUUUUUGCUUAUUUUCUGUGUCUAAAAGAAAGAAACGGUACGUCACUCAAGAUGCAGGACUUCAUUAUCAGUGAUAUUGCCAAAUUAAACCGUUAAUAUGGGAGAAGACUUCCUUUUGGUCUACUGAAGGAUCCUAAGAAAUGACAAUCUAUUGGACACAAAGUGUUGUUAUUAUUUCCAAAUGGUUCCUGUGACGCAUAACUGUUGUUGAGUUGUUUUCACGACCAGAGAUCUGGCAGAACUGGAAACGCUGGACACGGACGAGCUCCUGGUACCCAGCGGGGGCGGCUCGGGUAGUCAGAGCGACCUCUGUGUCUCCACUUUAUAAACACUAGACAGACAACACUACAGCCGAACAGAACAGCACCACGUCUUGUUUCCUCAGUGCUGGAUUCUAAACACGAGCUCCAAAUGGGAUAGAAAGCCUUCAAAAAAAGUUCUGCUCCUAAAAAUAAAAACCCACGUCAAGUUUGGAUUGAGCUCAUCUCCCCUUUAAGGUUGUCUCUGAGUGAAACUCUGGACCUCUUCCAGCACCCCGACUCCUUGGACGUUCCUCCUGUUUUGAUUGUUUGCAUUUGAUUUUGGGACAGUUUACACGGUUGUUAGAUCACAUCGUCCCAGGUAGGGCACAGAGUUGCAUCUACAGGGUUGCACACAAGGAAUUCAUCAACGUAGCCACGGUGAUGUCACCCAUUUUGAAGCCUUACCCGAGGAAUCUGUCGGAUACGUGUCCGUGACACUGUUUUCUUCCGUCCUUUGCACGGCUUCAAGUCACACUGGGAGCGUUUAACGACUCCAUAAUCUUUUAUUUUUAAAUUUAAGCUGUUCCUGUGUCUGACUUCCUGCCCUCCUCAUCAGCUUGCAGUGACUUUGAGCAGUACGGAACAGGAACUUAUCAGUCUUCUGAAACACGCUGCGGGAAAACAGGAGGAAUCGAUAGCCAAAGCUUUUUCGGUUAUACUAGAACUUCACUCAACUGAUGCAUUAACUUCUUGGACCGACUGCAACUCUCAGAAAGCCUUAUAAUUAAUGAGGUAACUGCAUUAAAAUGCUCCAGAAGCCUCAAACAGCACAAGAAAGGUUUGGAGGUUGCGUCCAGGGGCUCCAGUGGACAAUGAAAGAACAGCAGCAUUUGGCACGUUUGCCUUUACUCUUUCUCUCAUCACUUUAAGUUCGUCUGUCAGGUUAUUUAGUUUUUUGUUUUUAAAGUUGGGGUGUUCACAGUGACACUCAGGUCGUUUAAGAGCACAAUCUUCUCUCGCAGUGCCACUGCCCACUGGCCAGGUUUGGCACCCUGGAACAAACAGGCACACUAAUGGAUACACAGAAGUGAAAGUACGCAGUCAGAGCUGGAUACUAAAGGAGUGUUCUUGGCUUAUAGUUGUGUUAGAACAGGUCCAGUGUUUCCUGAGGAAACUACCUUGAAGGGGAGAUCAACCGAAAUCAAACCAGACUGGAGUCACCGAACUUUGUGAUCGCCUUCGUGCAAUAAAAACAGUUGUCUGCAGU
Molecule: messenger RNA, 3677 nt
Organism: Haplochromis burtoni (Burton's mouthbrooder)
Lineage: Eukaryota; Metazoa; Chordata; Actinopteri; Cichliformes; Cichlidae
Product: solute carrier family 35 member F5
Exons: 16
Coding region: 526-1974 (482 amino acids)
Biological process (GO): regulation of peptide transport
Source: RefSeq, a predicted model, not a curated record